AUGGCUCAUGUCAAUUCUAAUCCGCUACGACACUCCGACCUCUACAACAGAAUCGAGGACUGGAUCACUGAAUCAGAUGCCGCACAGAAUAGCUACGAAGCACAAGAUGCACGAAGCUCUCUACUCCACCCUCCUUCCUAUUACCUACAACCGGUGUCUUAUGCCUUUGACAAAGAUCGAUACGAUGAAAUAAUGAAGAGAAAUGCGGAACUUGAGAACAUGCCAACCCGUUUUGCUGAACGGCAACCAGGGUGGCUUGGAUGGGAGAAUUAUUACGCUCAAAGAGGAGUGGUCACUAUGUGUUAUCCCUCUGUGCAGCAACGACAGGCUCGUGUGGGUCAGAUGGCUUCACUCGAGCCAACAGAAUCCCAAAAGCCAGUUGCAUCAUCAACAGUAAAUGAUAUGGAAACAUCUUCAAACACCGAAAAAAGGGGACGGAACGGUUAUGAGCGGCAGCCUCGACACAGAACCAAGAAAGACCGAUAUGAGUACAAGGUUCAGAAUAAGAAGAGCAGCGAACGCCCCCGUUCGAAGAAGAGGACAAACAACGACAGCUUUCAUGCCCCCAACGUGCCCUGUGAUCGUCUUACUGCGAGUGGCCAUGCUACUACGCCUAAAGUGAGAGGGCUAAUACCAUCACAGCUGAAUCAAAGGCGCCCGAGCGGGAUCUUCAGAAGAGGAAAGGCAUCAUCUCCUGUCAGAACCCGCAGCCGCGAUCCGUCGCUCGACUUCUUCGGAUUUGAUACGAUUCUGAAUUCAGAAACCAAAGCUAGUGCUGGCUCUGGUUUCUCUGAAAGCGACUUUCUUCAUAGGAGCAAUACCAAUCAAGCUACCCUAAACGGCCCGACCUAUGGACACUUCGAGGAAGAAUGCGGUUCGAUCACAGGGGGGACCAUGUAUAAGAGUGUUGUCUCGGACACCGCCUCUCCAGUCGCCCUCUAUCGCUCACAAGAAUUACCCAAAGCAGACGACAUUGCCACCGAGCCCAAGGCAAUGACUGGCAUUUCAGAACCUGCUACAGACAGUUACGUGUCUGCUCUUGUUAACCCGCCAAGUAGAAAUUCUGAGGUGCACUGUGAAAAGGAACCAGGCUCCCAGUUGACUAGUCAUAAUAUAGUCGAUAAUACAAGCGUAGAUGAAGGCCAGCGGUGCUCCAUCAGACUUGAUGGAGUCUCUCAGAAGUGCAAGCAUCCCUGUGACGCCAUGAGGUUGGAUGAGCUCGCAGACAGAUCUGUUGAUGAAAACAAAGCAGACGACCAAGGGAUCAAGGAACGGGGAUUAGACAAGAAAGUUGUUGCAGCUCCUGUGCACGGCAAUACUAUCAGCCAAUUUGCCUUGCCCAAUGCCAGCAAGUGCUGGCAGCCAACCUUGGAGCCUGGCAGCACCUCCGUGGCUGAUACUGAGGAAUUUGAUUAUGAAGGAGCAAUGGGUGCCAAGCUCCGAAAAACAAUCACACCAGACUACGACCUAACCUCCCGGUUCCUGAACAAUGGCAGCAGGGAUAAGUCGUCCUUGAUGUCCGAUGUCGACAAUCGUGGCGAAAACGUGCAGGGUCAUCAGAGCCAAAUUAGACAGAUGAUCGAGGAACCAGAUUAUGAGAGCUUGGACUUUGCAGGUGUGCCUGAAGCCAAUGACUGCUGUUCAGAGAUGGCGAGUUUGAUUGACAUGGAGGAGUGGGAGAUAGCAUCUGUCAUUGUUGAUAUGGAUACAGAGCUUGACACCCAGGUCUUGAGUAUGCCAACCUCGAGUGCAGCCAUCUGCAAUAAAACACAAGAAAUACAGGAACGCCUCGAGGCCACACAGCUUGGCAGAAAUAUUCAGGGAAAACAGCCGCACCAUAUCUGUGAGGCAAUGCUUGAGGAAUCCUUAAUUGCCUUGUCUUCUCCCGACAACAUGCGAGAAACCUCAUCAGCCGCCAAAGGCAGCCAGGUGAGAAACGAAUGCCAGCGGUCAGAACAUGAUAAAUUGGUAGCAUCAGAAGCCACGAAUAUCUUCCAUCCGGGGCCCUGGCUGGAGUCGCUGUCACGACGAAGGCGUGGGGUUAUUGGAAUACUGAAUGGUCACUUGGACGCCACUGAUGGGCUUGGGACAUUUUGGCAGCAAAGAAUGGGCUACUGAUAGAUGUCUGUUUGGGGCUGUUAUUGCUCACUUGCUUUAUUGGCCGGUUUUGUGUUGUUAUUGCUGAAUACCCGACGUGAUGAUAUUCUUCACAUAUGCCAGAUGUUGCAGACCCUUUAGGAUACACAAUAUACCCCUUUGCUGUUGCUCAUCCAACACGCCUAGCCCACCGUCGGCCCCGGUAGCACAGAUGGGUGCCAGAUCGAUUAACCAUGCAAUAAUUGAGAGACGAUAACUAAUCCGGCUGGUU
Aspergillus welwitschiae is the source of this 2368-nucleotide messenger RNA. RefSeq lists its product as uncharacterized. NCBI's taxonomy places the organism in Eukaryota, Fungi, Ascomycota, Eurotiomycetes, Eurotiales, Aspergillaceae. The record is from RefSeq and is a predicted model, not a curated record. Bases 1 to 2118 code for a protein of 705 amino acids. The transcript has 2 exons.